Molecule: messenger RNA, 637 nt
Organism: Trypanosoma conorhini
Lineage: Eukaryota; Euglenozoa; Kinetoplastea; Trypanosomatida; Trypanosomatidae
Product: mucin-like glycoprotein
Exons: 1
Source: RefSeq, a predicted model, not a curated record
AUGACGACGCUGGCGGUGCGGCGCCGUGCGGUGUGUGCCCUGGCGCUCCUCGCGCUGCUCUGCGGCUGCUGCUGCGGGGCGGGAACUGAGGAGGCUGCGACUGAAGUGAAAGUGUCGGUGGAGGUGUCGUGCCCUAAAACAGACGGCAAGUUGUUUUGGCGCGUUGCCGGCAAGGGGGAUUCUGCUGCCUGGAGGGAGUGUCCUCAGGCGGUGACGGGUGCGCAGAGCAGCGAAAGCGCUGCUUACGGUAAUACCCUCUGCCUCGUGGCCGGUUCGGUGUACCUGGAGAAGUUCCCGACGGGGAACUGCCCUGCACCCCAGCCAGCGGCGGGCACAGACUCUGUUGCGUUCACGAUGAACUGUACGGCGGCCGCAAACAGUGCGCUGCACAAUCUGACGAAGAGCAAAGAUGGCACCCUCACCCUCAAUCCAACGGACAAUCCACUGGGCGAGUCCGGCGAUUGUGAGUACCCAACCUCCAGUCAAACCGCGACGCAAGUGCAGCCUGAACCCCAAUCUACAGAACAACAGCAGCCAGCAGGCCCACCACAACAACAACCGGCAAAUGCAGCAGCAGCGUCAUCUUCGGCGCGAACUCAUGACGGAGACCGUACGAGGAAUAGGGGCUCCACUGCUA